Molecule: messenger RNA, 1154 nt
Organism: Notolabrus celidotus (New Zealand spotty)
Lineage: Eukaryota; Metazoa; Chordata; Actinopteri; Labriformes; Labridae
Product: low affinity immunoglobulin gamma Fc region receptor II-a-like
Exons: 10
Coding region: 81-1154 (357 amino acids)
Biological process (GO): cell surface receptor signaling pathway
Molecular function (GO): transmembrane signaling receptor activity
Source: RefSeq, a predicted model, not a curated record
AGGCGUUCUCUUAUCAGUCUAAAGCAAAACUGAGACAGGGUUAAUGUCAAAUACAUUAUUCCCUUGUGGGUUGGGCGGUAAUGUUCUACAUUGCCACAGAUGACAGUCAGCAGCAAGACGACAUGGAGGUCACAGCUCUCUGCAUCAGGCUGAUGAUGACAGUGUUGUUCCUGCUGGCUGCUCAAGAUGAAGUCAGUUAUUCUACAGAAGCCUAUGCUGAUUUUCCUCAGAUCGAUCCAAACAGACAGCAGUUCUUUCAAUAUGAACCCCUCGUCGUCAGCUGUGAGGGGCUGAUGGGAUUAAGUGGAUGGAGAGUCCUGAAGAAGGUUAAAGGAGGGAUAACACCAUGUUCAGGCUCGUGGGAGACGUCUACAGGUCCCUGCAGAAUUCACAGUGCUUUUCCCUCAGUCGAUGACGGAGAAUACUGGUGUGAAAUGGGAGCGAGGAGGAGCAACUCAAUCAACAUCACAGUCACAGCUGGCUCUGUGAUUCUGGAGAGUCCUGUCCUUCCUGUGACGGAGGGAGACAAUGUGACACUAGGCUGCAGAACCAAGCCGUCUGACUCCAAUGUGACCGCACAAUUCUUCAAAGAUGGCCUCCUGAUGGAAAACAGUCUGACAGGAACCAUGACCAUCCACAGUGUCUCCAGGUCUAAUGAAGGUCUCUACAAGUGCAGCAUCUCCAAAGCUAGAGAAUCCCCACAGAGCUGGCUCACCGUCAGAGCUCUUCAGGAGGAUCCACCUUCCCCUGAGGACUCUAAGCUGCUGUGGAUUUGCAUUGGUGUCUGUAUAUUCCUGCUGCUGUUGCUGCUGGUUGUGGGAUUAUUACGUUUUAAAAGUUGUCAAUCAACAACACAUACUGCAGCUUCUCCUCCCUCUGUCCAGUCUUCACCACCGACACAAACAGCAUCUAACACGGCCUGUAAUGAUGACUGUGAGACAAGUUAUUCUUUUGUCAAUAAACCCAAGAAGAAGGAAGAGUCCAAGCCGCCCUGCACAGAUGACUCUAUGUUCUCAACGUAUGCUGUCAUCAAUAUACCCAUGAAGAGGAGCGCAUGUCAGGUGAAAACCACACGAGAUACCUGGAAACCCAAACAGGCAGUGAACCCUGCAGGAUAUCGAGGUGUAGGCACUGUGGAAUCUUCUGAAAGGUAG